Messenger RNA from Cercospora beticola, 2094 nucleotides. Its product is annotated as aminoglycoside phosphotransferase family protein. The record is from RefSeq and is a predicted model, not a curated record. Lineage: Eukaryota; Fungi; Ascomycota; Dothideomycetes; Mycosphaerellales; Mycosphaerellaceae.
GACCAUUCAGACCCUUCACAAAGGCGAGGUACGAAUAGUAUUGGCUACGAGUGUCCGGCCGUAUCGUCCGGGGUGGACAUGCACCUGCCAGCGGCAUGUAAACGCGAUGCUCAGGCGCUGGUGACUUAUGAUACUGUUGACCGCACGGAGCACGCCAUUGAUUUCAUUGAUGAAGAGAAAUAAAUAGCAAAUGCCAUCAGCCAUUUCCUCGCCCUCGAUACAUCUCUACACUCCGAACCGAACCAACAAUAACUAUACAGACCCCAACAUGUCAGCUCAGAACCAGCUUCCUAGCCUUCACGUGGACAAACUUCGAGUUGUUGCACAUACGAUGGGGCCAGUAGUCCCUGGUGGUCAAUUGAGUCAGAACCAUUGGUCUAUCUAUCUCAUUCUGGCCAAUGGAGCAGGCUCCGUCCGAUUCAGCAUGACAGCAGACGACAGAAAUCCCAAGAAUGAGCAAGGCAUCUUCAAUGUCACACAGCAUAAUUACCAAGUCACAAACAGCUGCGUUCAGUUCUGGGAUUUUCCGACUCGUGCCAAUCUCACUGUGGGCGCCUUUCUUCGCAACAUUGGAGAACAUGGCCGCCAACGGUACCGUAUGACGAGCAAUGGUACUGGCUGCCGUUAUUGGGUAUCGUGUCUCAUACACGACUUCAGUCAAGCUGCAUUUCUCAGCCCAGAUGCAUACGAAUUUCUCCAGAGUGUGAUACAAUACAAUUACUCGCGCCAACAGACGCCUAUAUACUUGCCUAUGCAGACUGACAACUUCGGAGCCCGCCACAACGCCAAUUCUCCACAUGCCGCAAUGGAGCCGGACUUCACCAGCAAAGACUCUCAAAGCCACAUCCGAGAACUGUGCCAUGCCGCGAGAGAAACCAGAUUGAAUGUCAUCAGUCCUCCGGAAACCACCAAUCUGGUUGUCAAAUUGACGGCCAAUCUUGCUGUUAAAUGCGGGCCUGGGGUCACGAGAGCAGAAGCCUACGCGCUGAAGUUCGCGACGGAACACCUGGAUUCAAGCAUCGUGCGUGUGCCUUCAUUCGUCCAAUUCUUCGCAGACGAUGCAGAUAUUUGGCCCACUGGCUACCUUGUUAUGGCUUUCGUAGACGGAAACACGCUUGAGGGAAGUACAAUUGACGACGUGAGCAUCGCUCGGAAAGUCUUACGAGCUAUGCAACACAUCCAUAGCUUCACCGGCACAGUACCUGGUCCAUUGGAUCGAACUUCUGCGCGUGGUCUGCUCUGGUCUGACUAUGGCGCUGGUCAGCCCUUUGAGUCAGUCAGGAAAUUACAGGAGUAUCUCGACACCAGGCUUGCGAAUUUCGGACCAAGCAUUCCACGAAUCGACAUAACCGAGUCUGCAUUGUGCUUUUGUCACAUGGACAUUUCUCCCCGGAACAUGGUUUUGGACGACCAAGGUCAUCUAUAUCUCCUAGACUGGGGUUUUGCAGGCUUCUACCCAUCGAUCUUCGAGCUGUGGUCAAUCGCGUUCGAAGACCACAUCAGACCUCAUCCGCUCAUGCUUCACCUUACAUCCCUACUGCAGGACACUGCUACUCCAAGGCAACUGGACGAGGUGCAAGCUUUGAACAGGGUAUACGCAGCAAAUCAGCGUUAUUCAUUCCAUAAUCCCGAUCGAGAGGCGGAGACACGCUCCAUACUGGAGGCUGCCGGCAUCCAGCUCUAAGCUAUGAAUCGAUCAGUUCGAAAAUGAGACCAUAAGAGACAUGCCAGUAUUCAUCCACGUGUUGCAAUUAUGGGUUCCAGCAAUAUCGGCAACAACUCAGACGCAUCGCCCUCGAAAAACCAGUCGCCAUCUCGGAGGCCAGCUUGCCGCUUAACAUUGGCGUCCGCGUUCAGGACGCAAAUUCGCGCCCCACGAGCCCGAGCCACAUUGAUGUAGCCCGCCGCCGGGUAAACCUCCGCCGACGUCCCUACAACAAGCAUGAUGUCGAUACCGUCAGGUCUGCUGAAGCAUUCUCUCACCAUCUCCAAGAUGCCGGCAUCCAGCUUCUCACCAUACCAUACGACGCCUGGCCGCAGAGGAAGAUUGCAUUGUGGACAACCUGCAACCUCUAGAUCCUUGCCACUGCGAUC